Molecule: messenger RNA, 2067 nt
Organism: Spirodela intermedia
Lineage: Eukaryota; Viridiplantae; Streptophyta; Magnoliopsida; Alismatales; Araceae
Source: the annotation of a GenBank genome assembly
AUGGCGCCAGCGAGGGAUCACAGCUCAAUCUCGCGCGCUGACUUUUCCCCGGGGCCGGCACCGCCCUCUCCUCUCCAGUUCUCCUACCAUUACAGAGGUUGCACCAACGCCGCCGCUGCCGCCGUCAAGCUCCAGGACUCGACCAUUCUGGCCCAGCCGCCAUUGAACCAUCCCCUCGGCCGUCUCUCCUCCCCGACCAACUACACCGGCGGCCUUCUCUCUCUAGGAUCCCACUCCAUCCUCAGCUUCAAGGCCCUCUCGGAGAGCUCCUCUUCCAACUCCUCCAUGCUCAGCUUCGAGCAAGACAACCUCAAGGGCCCCCACCGCCGGAAAACCCCGGCGGCAGCGGUGGCCGCCGGCGAUCAAGAGAUGAACUGCUUCGAGAUCUCCAGCUGUUACGAGCAGGUGGCGGAGACUGUGAGGGAGAACCAGAGAGAGGAGGAAUUCGGGUGGUUCUGCUCCGAGGAGAUUAUCGGCGGCGAUGGCGGCCUCCAAAAGCGGCCUAACUCGGUAUUCUUUUCUGGGUUCCUUCUUCUAUUUUAGUUCGAUGCUCUUAAUUACACGCAGAAGAUCCUAAUCAUGGGUGCUGUUUGAUUGUUUCAACCAUCUAAACUGUUCAUAAUUUCUCCGAUUUCAGUGGUGAUGAUGAAAUCAUGAACCCCUCGUUUCUCAUCUAUUAAAAAUUACAAGAUCCCUAUCAUCGAUAAACGCUUUAUUUCCAUCGAUAAUAAUCACAAAGUAACUCCAUUCCUCCUUUCCUUCGCAUGUAUGAGAUCCUAAUUGUCAAUAAUUUCUUGACUACUACUUCACAUAUAUUUUCUUUUCGCAAAAUUUAGCAAUGUAUCUAUUGCCCACAAUCCCUUGAUGGCUAUCUACUGUAAUUGCAUGUUAAAUAUAUACAUAAUUUAAUACAUCAUAUAAAAAUAUUAUAUUUUUUGUCACUAUAUAUAUAUGUAUACAUUUUAGAAAAAUAUACCUCUCUAACAUACGCAUACAUGACUUUGUUGGGGCUACCUAUUCUCAUAGGGUGCUGAGGGCAUGGGUUCUAAGAGACAUUGUGCUACCACCCACAGCAAAUCCAAGUCCAAAGUCAACACCUGCAAGGAUCCUCAGAGCGUCGCAGCAAAGGUACCCACUAUCAUUUCAUACGAACGUAGCGUUAUGUUAUAAUUCCUCCAUCCCUUGUCAACUGGGUUUGAGGAGUCAGAUGGUCAAACAAGAUGAUGUGCUCUUGCUCAUGGUAGAAUCAGGGAUGCGUGUUUCACAUUAAACUUGCUCCCUCUACCCGCAACCAAUUGGGUUUGACUUAGACAGCCAAACCGUUGAUUAGUUAAUGGUACUAACCAUCCCAAAAAUUAAAAUGUGUUCUUGCUUGUGGCUUAGAACCGACGGGAGAGGAUAAGCGAGCGGCUGAAGAUAUUACAAGAUUUGGUGCCCAACGGAACAAAGGUGAGCGCUUUUUCUUCCCAACUUUCUCUAAAAUUGGGAAAUUUUAUGAUCAUUAUGACUAUAAUCUUUUCAAGUGACUCUCCCAUAAUUAGUGCAGGUUGAUUUGGUCACCAUGCUGGAGAAAGCCAUAAGCUACGUCAAGUUUCUCCAGUUACAAGUGAAGGUGACGUUCGAUUGAGGCUGUGCCUCCUCAGAAUUAUCUAAUCUUAAUGGUGAUUUAAAAACUGAAUAUUAUGUUAACUAUUUAAAAAAAAAUAAAUCAUGUAUGGAUAAAGAGAAAGAUGACCCUUUACUAUUUUCACAAGAUCAAUUUUAUCUAGUUGAAUAUAUGAUGCUUAAGCAAGACUCUCUUGAAAUAAUCUUAUCCACAAAAAAGUCUGAAUAUCAUCAUAAAAGGGGUGGGUUUCCUCUUCUUUUGGACAACAGAAGUCUCUUGAAUAAUAUUAUCUACAAAAAAGUCUGAAUAUCAACAUGAAAGGGGUUUCCUUUUCUUUUGGAUAACAGGUGCUUGCAACAGACGAGUUUUGGCCUCCGGACGGUGGGAAAGCUCCGGAGCUGGCGCAGGUGAAGGAAGCCAUCGACGCCAUCCUCGCGUCGCACAACGGGAGCCCCUCGUGA